AUGUUUAAUAAGUUAAGCCUCAUACCCCAUGAUGAAGCCAGUUUGACUCUGAAAAAUGUAAAAACUGGAGAAGAAAAUGAAAUUAAAUUCAUCAUUGUGCCAAACUCAUUCCAAAGCUUAUUGGGUCUCAAAACGAUCCAGCAACUUGGACUUGUAACUGUUAACCAGGAACGUUUCAUUGCAAAGAUAGAGUCUAGCACAAACCUUGAUGAUUUAGGAGAAGUUAGCUUAAUGGUGGAUCCAAGCGUAAAACCAAAAAUUUUACCAUCCAGAAAGAUUCCGCUCGCUCUCAAGGACCAUGUGAAGAAGGACCUUGACCAACUGGUUGAUAAAGGAAUUCUGGUAACGGUAACAAAACCAACCGAAUGGGUUAGCCAAAUGGCAGUGGUUCAGAAGUCAAAUGGCAAAUUCCGAAUAUGCAUUGAUCCUCAACCACUAAAUGUUGCUCUGCAAAGCGAGCACUACAAUCUACCAACUUUCGACGAUGUCCUCCCAAAUCUUAAAAAUGCAAGAAUGUUCAGCAAGUUAAAUGUCCAGGAAGCAUUCUGGCACGUGCGUCUCGAUGGGAAAUCAAGUAUACUCACCACAAUGAUAACGCCGUAUGGACGCUACCGUUGGACCCGUCUUUCUUUUGGACUCUGUGUAUCCAGUGAAAUCUUCCAGAGGAAACUAAACGAGGAUCAGGAGGGACUCGAAGGAACAUUCACAAUUAUUGAUGACAUCAUUAUAGCAAGUCAAGGAAAACUAACGAGGAAGCCUUAA
Messenger RNA from Ostrea edulis (European flat oyster), 762 nucleotides. RefSeq lists its product as uncharacterized. Lineage: Eukaryota; Metazoa; Mollusca; Bivalvia; Ostreida; Ostreidae. The record is from RefSeq and is a predicted model, not a curated record. The transcript has a single exon. The coding region runs from base 1 to 762 and encodes 253 amino acids.